UCACUGCAGUCGUCUCGAGUCUUGUCUGUAUCAUCUGUACCCUACAAAGCAAAAACAUCAGAGAUCACAAUGGCCUUUGCAAGUGUACUGAAAGAUGCUGAGGUCACUGCAGCCCUGGAUGGGUGCAAAGCCGCUGGUAGUUUCGACCACAAAAAGUUCUUCAAGGCAUGCGGUCUGUCCGGCAAGUCCACCGAUGAAGUCAAGAAGGCUUUCGCCAUCAUUGACCAGGACAAGAGCGGCUUCAUUGAGGAGGAGGAGCUGAAGCUGUUCCUGCAGAACUUCAAGGCAGGUGCACGCGCACUCUCCGACGCCGAGACCAAGGCUUUCCUCAAGGCCGGUGACAGCGACGGUGAUGGCAAGAUCGGUAUUGAUGAGUUUGCAGCCAUGAUUAAGGGAUAAAGAGGCUACUGACCAACACCCGCUCUGAUGGAACAACAAUGCCCGCGUCGACCUCCCCCCUUUUCAUCUGAAUAUAAAUAAUUUUUAUACAUUUGCUUAAGAGACCUUUCCUCCUAUGCAACACACUGUCCUAAAAUGAUGAUUGUGAAUGUCGCUCCGUUGUGUUCAUGUCUUAAAUAUGAAUUUUGCUUACUGUAAAAUCUAUGCACUUUCCAGGAACGAACGGUAUAAAAAGAAUAAAUUAUUCUUUUGCUACGGUC
This is a messenger RNA of Scomber japonicus (chub mackerel), 659 nucleotides long. Its product is annotated as parvalbumin beta-like. The transcript has 5 exons. The coding region runs from base 70 to 399 and encodes 109 amino acids. The record is from RefSeq and is a predicted model, not a curated record. Gene Ontology annotation, molecular function: calcium ion binding. Gene Ontology annotation, cellular component: cytoplasm; nucleus. Lineage: Eukaryota; Metazoa; Chordata; Actinopteri; Scombriformes; Scombridae.